Cynoglossus semilaevis (tongue sole) is the source of this 8006-nucleotide messenger RNA. RefSeq names its product bromodomain and WD repeat domain containing 1 (gene brwd1). Gene Ontology annotation, molecular function: protein binding. NCBI's taxonomy places the organism in Eukaryota, Metazoa, Chordata, Actinopteri, Pleuronectiformes, Cynoglossidae. Gene Ontology annotation, cellular component: nucleus. Gene Ontology annotation, biological process: regulation of cell shape; cytoskeleton organization; regulation of transcription by RNA polymerase II. The record is from RefSeq and is a predicted model, not a curated record. The coding region runs from base 158 to 6883 and encodes 2241 amino acids. The transcript is spliced from 44 exons.
UGGCGACUGCAAACAGGCUCAAUAGAAAGCGGGAGCAACCGUGGAGGGGUCAGAGCUGCGGGACGGAAAUUAAAUAAAUAUAUCCGAAUCCUCUGUAGCGGUGAACUUAGAGCGCAAUAAAACAUUAUUUAUCACCUCCAGAAUCGAGGCCGAUUCAAUGGCCAAGAAUCGGAACACUUCGCUCCUUGAGUCGGAGCUCUAUUACUUGAUCUCUCGUUUUCUAACCACGGGUCCAUGUCGGAGAGCGGCUGAGGUCCUGGUGUCGGAGCUGGAGGAGAACCAGCUCCUGCCCGGGAGACUGGACUGGCUGGGAAAAGAACACCCGAGAACAUACGAAGAAGUGGUCGCAGCCAACACACACGUUGCACCAGAUCACUUGCUGCAGAUCUGUAAGCAGGUCGGGCCACUUCUUGACAGAGAGGUGCCGUCAUGUGUCCCAGGCGUCCACUCCCUCCUGGGGCUGGGGCGGCAGUCGAUGCUCAGAACUCCAAAAGACUGCGAACGUGUGCGGUUUAAAUCUUCAUCAUAUGCAGCCCUGCACAGGGGCAGACCACCAGAGAGGCCUUUGAACUGCAAGAAACCUCCACACCUCGUGAAGGUGCAGAGAGGCAGAGAGUUGACAGGAGUGCAGCGCUUCAGCUCCAUCAAUCCUGUCAGCAACUAUGAGCGCAUGCGUCUGCACAGGCGGAUCCUUGGCCACCUGUCUGCAGUGUACUGUAUUGCAUUUGAUCGCACCGGUCUCAGGAUCUUCACAGGCUCAGAUGACUGUUUGGUCAAGAUUUGGUCUUCGAUUGACGGAAGACUUCAUUCCACAUUACGAGGACACUCUGCUGAAAUCACAGACCUGGCAGUUAAUUACGAAAACACGCUAAUUGCUGCAGGGAGUUGUGACAAAAUCAUACGUGUUUGGUGCCUUCGUACCUGUGCCCCCGUGGCUGUGCUGCAGGGACACAGUGGAUCCAUUACCUCCCUCCAGUUCUCACCGUUUGCCAAGGGCUCCAAGCGUUACAUGCUGUCCACUGGAACUGAUGCCACCGUCUGCUUCUGGCAGUGGGACGUCAACAACAUCAACUUCAGUGAUCGUCCACACAAAUUCACGGAGCGACCGCGGCCGGGCGUUCAGACCGUUUGCUCCUCAUUCAGUCCAGGUGGUAUAUUCCUAGCAACAGGAAGCACAGAUGAUGUCAUCAGGAUAUACUAUCUGGGAAGUGGGAGUCCGGAGAAGAUAGCAGAGCUCCAUAAGCACACGGACAAAGUUGACAGCAUCCAGUUUUGCCACUCAGGUGAAAGGUUCGUGAGUGGAAGUCGAGAUGGUACGGCUCGCGUCUGGAAGCUGUGUCACCGACAGCAGUGGAGGUGCAUCCUGCUCAACAUGUCUGCCACUCUGCCAGGCGCCGAAGCUUUGACUGAAGAGGAGAGCUACUUCAAACCCAAAGUCACGAUGGUAGCAUGGGAUCGCCACGACAACACAGUCAUCACGGCGGUGAACAACCAUCUCCUCAAAGUGUGGAACUCCUACACGGGGCAGCUGCUUCACAUCCUCAAAGGUCACGAGGCCGAGGUGUUUGUGCUGGAACCUCAUCCCUUUGACCCCAGGAUCAUCCUGUCUGCUGGCCACGAUGGAAACGUGUUCAUCUGGGAUCUGCAGCGUGGGACAAACACACAGCACUACUUCAACAUGAUCGAAGGCCAAGGUCACGGUGCAGUGUUUGACUGCAAGUUUACACCAGACGGCCAACGCUUCGCCUGCACCGACUCCCACGGUCACCUGCUCAUCUUUGGCUUCGGCAGCUCGAAACCCUACGAGAAGCUUCCAGACCAGGUGUUUUUCCACACUGACUACAGACCUCUGAUCAGAGAUGGUAACGGUUUUGUGUUAGACGAGCAGACUCAGCAGGCGCCACAUCUCAUGCCCCCUCCCUUCUUGGUAGAUGUGGAUGGAAACCCUCAUCCUCCCAGGUACCAGCGUCUGGUUCCAGGCCGGGAGAACAUCGCUGCUGAACACCUGGUUCCUCAGAUCGGCUACGUCGCCACCAGUGAUGGUGAGGUCGUGGAGCAGGUGAUCAGCCAGCAGACGGCCGAGCACGAGGAGGUGACCAUUAGACGCAGCAGCCUCCUGGACGAGGCCAUCAGACAACUCCAGCAGCAGCAGGACCGUCGGGGUGACCCCAGGCCUCAGGCGGGCGCAGAGCGCCAAGCUGAGGCCCAAGGUCCUGCACUGGCACAAGCACCAAACACACCGCGCCGAGUGUCGGUGAAUGAUCGGGCAGAUGUGCAGUCGCCUCCUAACGUAGGUUUGCGCCGUAGUGGACAGGUGGAAGGCGUGCGGCAGAUGCACCAGAACGCUCCCCUCAGCCAAAUUGCCACAGAGAGAGACCUGCAGGCCUGGAGACGGCGGGUGGUGGUGCCUGAACUGGCAACCAGCAGUUACAGGGAACAGGAAGACGUCCGGAUAUUCAGGGCCGACGAGGAGGUGGUUCUGUACAACACGAAGAGGAGGCGCAUUAUCUACAGUGGUCGGGACGAUUCUGACGAAGAACCUUCAGCUACGAAGCGAGGACACGGUCGCGGUGACGCGGUGGAAUAUUUGGAGUUGUCCUGUGAAGAGGGAGAGGAAACUGCCAGCUCCGACAUGCACAGUGAGGAAAAUGAAUUAGACGGUAGUGAUCUGGAGUCGUCUCAUGAUGAAGAGGAGUGGAACAGUGACAGCUCCAGCCACACGUCCAGCGAGUACUCUGACUGGACGGCAGACGCCGGCAUCAACCUUCAGCCCUCCACGCCCUUGUCGUCAAGGAAGAAACGAGUGCAGCGCCGACUGAGCACCACUGAGGAGGAGGAAGAGGAGAACGAGGAAGAGGAGGACAAGCAGCACCACCAGCAGAGUGACGAGGAGGAAAAACCUGUGAAGAAAUCCAAGGGGAAGUCCAAGAAGGAGAAGAACAAGUCUCCCCGGCGUCCAAAGGCCCGGCCGUCCAUCAACAGGGAAGUGUCCAACGAGUUCAGACCCUCACCGUGGAUCACUGAUGUCAUCCCCAGGAAAUCUCCCUUCGUUCCUCAAAUGGGUGAUGAGGUGAUCUACUUUCGUCAGGGACACGAGGCCUACGUGGACGCAGUCAGUCGAAAUGAUCUGUAUCCCAUCAACUUAGACAAACAGCCCUGGAAGAAAACAGAACUGAGGGACCAAGAGUUUGUGAAGAUCACAGGGAUCAAAUAUGAAGUCUGCCCCCCCACUCUGUGCUGUCUGAAACUCACUCUGAUUGACCACGGCACCAGGAAAAUAACCGACAAGUCCUUUUCUGUCAAGUAUCACGACAUGCCAGAUGUUAUCGAUUUCCUGGUGUUGAGACAGAGUUAUGACGAAGCUCUUCGUAGAAACUGGCAACCAAAUGACAGGUUUCGCUCGGUCAUUGACGACGCCUGGUGGUUUGGGACCAUCGUCUGUCAGGAGCCGUACCAGCUGGAAUAUCCUGACAGUCUGUUCCAGUGUUUUAAAGUCAGGUGGGACAACGGGGAAACAGAGAAACUGAGUCCCUGGGACAUGGAGCCUAUUCCAGAUGAUGCCGAGCAGCCGGAGACAGAAGGGGGCGGUAUACCGGUGACGGCAGAGGAGAUGAGUGAGCUGAUGUACAAACCUGUGUCAGGAGAGUGGGGAGAGAGGAGCAGGGACGAGGAGUGUGAACGCAUCAUGUCUGGCAUCGACCAGCUCAUCACCGUCGAAAUUGCUGCUCCAUUCUCUGGUCCCGUGGACCUGGUCCAGUAUCCCACCUACUGCACUGUCAUCGCCUAUCCCACCGACCUGGGAACCAUCAAACUGCGACUCUUGCACAGAUUCUACAGACGCCUCUCAGCAUUAAUUUGGGAUGCCAGAUAUAUUGCACAUAACGCCCGUACGUUCAAUGAGCCGAGGAGCAAGAUCGCCCACUCUGCAAAGAUCAUCACCAACGUUCUGCAGAAAUUCGUCAAUAAUCCAAGCUGCACAGAUAUCAUGGAGAUUUAUAACGCGGUGGAAGAGAUGGAUGAUGAUGAAGAGGAUGAAGACACUGAAGCACCAGGAACCUCAGCCGGGCAACGGUUGCGGCAGCGUUCUGUAGAGGUGCUGCCAGACAGAGACGCCUGGAAGGAAAAGUGCAAGAAUCUGCUGAACUACAUCUUUGAGUGCGAGGACUCCGAGCCCUUCAGACAACCUGUGGACCCUCAGAACUAUCCAGACUAUCAUGACAUCAUCCACACGCCCAUGGACUUUGGCUCAGUGAAAAGAACCCUGGAGGAAGACCACUACGAAAACCCCAUAGAACUUUGCAAAGAUGCUCGUCUGAUAUUUGCCAAUGCUAAAGCCUAUACACCCAAUAAACGCUCCAAGAUUUACAGCAUGACACUGCGUCUUUCUGCCUUCUUCGAGGAGAAAUUCAGAACAAUCAUAUCCGAGUACAAAACUGCUGUGAAGAGCAGUGACAGGCUGCGCCGCAGUCAGAGAUUCAGGAAGAAACUACAGCAGCAGGAUCAGCCCACUGCCACAACACGCCAAAAGAAGGCUGCAGUCAAAACUCAGGAAAAAGUGGAGGUGAUCUCAGUGACCAAAUCUACCUCAGCCAAAGUGUCUGCUCCUGAACGAGCCAGGAGGAGUCGGAGCAGCAGCUCAGGUCACAGCUCCUCAGAGGACGAGUCCAAAGCUGCUUCUACAUCAGAGUCUGAGAGCGAGAGUGAGCGAAGUGAAUCAGACGAGGAGAAACAACAAAGUUCCUCGAAACACCAUCAAAGUAGACAAAAGUCACGAGUGACCAGAAGCAAAUGUGCCAAGAAAAGGAGAAAAGUUCCAGAGAGCGAUAGUGAAGAAGAGGCGGAGGAUGAAGAGCUUGACAGUGAAGGUGAGGAGAGCGAGGAUGGAGAAGUGUCCUCCUUGUCCUCAGGGCCCAGCCGCAGGAGUGAGAAGAGGAGGAGUAACUGGUCGACCAGGAACAGUGUGGCUGCAGACAGGAAGAAGACGGAGAGCAGAGUGGAGAUGAACGGUCACAGCAGCCGGUCGUCUCGCAGGGAGAGACGUAAACGGUGGGACACUGACAGACCGACGUCCCAGGGCUCGGACCGGGGGGAGGGCGAAGUCAACGGCCGCGGGUCACUCAAGAGAAAGACGGCCAGGGCCGCUGUAGACAGGAUCAAACUCCUCGAAGUGUCGGACGACGACGACGAAGAAAAAGUGGAGGCAGUGCCAAAAAGGACCAGUAGUCGACAGGCGGCGCGAGCUGGCAAACGCAGCGCUGUGAUCCAGAGUAGCUCUGAUUCUGACGGAGAGAAUUCAUCACAGGAACCACAAAUUACAAAGAAAUCGGACCACUCAAAGGAUGAGGAAGAUGAGAGUGACACUGAUGCGUCAUCGUCGUCCCAGAAUCGUCAGGGUAAAAACAACACGUCCAACAAACUAGGGACACCAAAGAAAGCUGCUGCCACAAAGGGAAAUGCAGAAACUCAGUCCCACGUAAAUGGACAUGGUGCAAAACACAGGACUGGCAGCAGCUCUGACCAGGAGGAAAGUGUGGACGAGAGCUCUGCAGAAGCUGGAGAACAAGUUUCUCAGAAACGUUCAAGAAGCACAGUAACUACAUCAGCCAGGAGUAAAAGGAUCACAAGUGAUGAAGAUGAUGAGGAGGAGGAGGAAGAGGAGGACAGUGAACCCAGGACUACAAGAGAGAAAUCUCCUUUGAACUCUGAUGAAGAGGACAAAGACGAAGGUUUUCAGAAACCCUAUCACAAUGGGAAAAAGGUGGACAAAAGCACCGUGAAAAACUCUAACAAAAAAAGCAAAGCUUCUCCGUCAAAAAGCCAAGAUACACAAAAAUCUGCCUCAAAUAAAAAACUCAAUGGUGCAGAAUCAGAUGAACGUUGUGAUUCUCCACGGAGACCACGGAGUCGACAGAGAAGGAACGUAAGAGAUGAAGAAUCGGAUCAGGAAAGCCAUCACUCCAGAGAAGAAUUCAGGUCGACACGAAACAGGAUCCAAUCCAAAAGGACUCGUGGAGAGUCUUCUACCUCUGAGAGUUCUGAGCAGGUAUACAAACCCAAGAGUAAGUCUCGGAGGAAACGUUCCACCGGUUCAUCAGAGGAGGAGUCGGAUGAUUCGGACUACGCCUCGAGUAAAAGGCGAAAUCUGCGAACGCUUCCAAAAAAGAAAUAUAUCAGCGACAAUUCUCUCUCAGAGGAAGACUCUGCUUCUGUCAGUCUGAACAAACAGAGGAAUAACAACAAAACAGCCAGAGUUUCAAGGUCAGACAGAAGCAGCAGACCUUCUCCUGCUGAGACCAGUAAUCACCUGCAGUCUUCCAAGAGAAAACGCAUUUACAACUCUGACUCCGACAAUGGGGUAGAGGAAGGAAAGAGGAAGAAGACGACAACGGUGUCAUCAAACAGUAAAAACACAAGCUCACCGAAAGUUCCCCAAAAAGAGUCUAAACGUGGGGGCGCUAAAAGCAUUAAGAAGAACGACACUUCCCAGUCUGAUUCUGAGGAGCAGGACAAAGAUGUCAGUUUUUCAAAAAGAGGGAAAAACGCAAGGCAGCCAAAACACAAACAGAAGGAGAAACGCAGCAGUACCAGCAGUGACAGCAGUUCUGACUCAGACAGCGAGAAGUCGUCGUCAGCCUCUGCCAGCUCAGGGUCCCACAGCAGUCCAAAGAGGAGAAGUCACAGAAAGUCUGGCAUCGGCCAAAGGACUUCCAGUCAUCAGCUCAGGCAGCGCCGCAAGCACUCUGCCUCAGACGAGGAGGAAGAGGAGGAGGAGGAGGACGGGGGGAAAGACAGCGACGAAUCUUACAGCAAAUCCCGGCGAAAGACACGUGUGAACACCCGGAACCGGGGGAAGCGUACGGUGAACUAUCAGUACAGCGAAUGAAGGACGUAGCUGCUUUGGGACAGUAACUGGAGAUCUUAAUGACAGUCAGUAGCCAUGUUAUGGUAGUAGCACUGGAGUCCUCGAGAGUAAAUGCUGUGAAUCUGUUUCAUUCAGGGAUAUUUAUAUUUUCUAUGAAAAAAAAAAAGAAUUAUGUUUAUAGAUAAAAUACACAUUCAAGCAUUUGAACCUGGCUUUCACAAAUGCAGAUGCAGAGCAGGACACCACAGCCCACACUGCUUAUUGUGAUUUGGCCAGCAGAGGAGCCGAUUGUGGGGGGGCAGUGGGGUGGGGUGGGGUCUUUGUCAGCUUGGGUGCUAUCUAAUAUACCUCUGUUUAAUCAAGCAUAUUGCUGGCUUGCACUAAGAUACACUGUAAUGAGGUAUUUCUUUCAUACACUAGAUUUUGCAUUAGAAACUCAGGGGUCAAAUAAGUUUACUGUAGUCUCAGACAUGCAGUUUUGUUUUUGUGUUUUUUCUUUUCUUUUUUCUUUUCCUUUUUGAUCCAAGAGGAGAAACAGACUUGACUGCAGCACUCCUUUUCUAAACCCACCCACACAUACAGCUCAACUGUAUUGUUCUGAUAUGAGCCAAAUGAACCUGUAUGUUUAUUUCCAACCCCCAUUUGUUUCAUCUUUUCAUUGGUUUUGUGUUUUCUAGCAAUUAGUUGUAAAUAUUUAAUUGGAUUAAAUUGAAAGGCCUGAUUUGUCAGUAGCAAUGCAUUAUUUAAAUAUAAGGUUUUUUUUGGUUUUUUUUCUUUAACUUUGACUGCAUUGUCUUGCCAUAUGUCACAAAUUGGUACCUGUUUUGCCCAGUACACAUAACCAAGAGUAUUGGCUGCAAAAUGCUGUGAUUUCUCAUAUUGGGAAGACGUUAUUGUCCUGUUUCCUAUUUUUCAGUAUUAAUUUUUUUUUUCCAGAGUUGUCUUAAACGUAUUGCCAGUCUUUAUGGUUUAGUUUUGUUGAUGGGGAGGUUUCCAAAUAGUUGCUUUAUGACGUUUUGCAAAAUGUUUUUCAUACUACACCUUUAAUAAACAGAAUUGGCAGAAAAUCUAUCAACAAAUGUGGUUGUGGAGUGAAGUGGAUGACUAACAGCACCUAUCAAUAAAGUCACAAUUUCAAGUUGUA